This is a messenger RNA of Pezoporus occidentalis (night parrot), 2873 nucleotides long. RefSeq names its product phospholipase C beta 3 (gene PLCB3). The record is from RefSeq and is a predicted model, not a curated record. The transcript is spliced from 27 exons. Gene Ontology annotation, biological process: lipid metabolic process; phosphatidylinositol-mediated signaling; release of sequestered calcium ion into cytosol. Gene Ontology annotation, molecular function: calcium ion binding; calmodulin binding; phosphatidylinositol-4,5-bisphosphate phospholipase C activity. Lineage: Eukaryota; Metazoa; Chordata; Aves; Psittaciformes; Psittacidae. The annotation marks the transcript as partial.
CCACAGGAGGUGGAUCUGUUGGACAUCUGUGUGAUCCGCGACACCCGGACCGGGCGCUACGCGCGGGUGCCAAAGGACCCCCGCACGCGGGAGCUGUUGGGGUUUGGGGGUGCAGGGGGGCACCCCCAGGAGCGGCUCCUGACCGUGGUGCACGGCCCCGACAUGGUCAACGUCGCCUUCCUCAACUUCCUGGCCGUGCAGGACCACGUGGCCAAGGUAUGGACCGAGGAGCUCUUCAAGUUGGCCACCAACAUCCUGGCCCGGAACGCGUCGCGCAACACCUUCCUGCGCAAAGCCUACACGAAGCUGCGGCUCCAGGUGAACCAGGAUGGGCGCAUCCCCGUCAAGAACAUCCUGAAGAUGUUCUCUGCUGACAAGAAGCGCGUGGAGACGGCGCUGGAGUCGUGCGGCCUGAGCUGCAACCGGAGCGACGCCAUCCCCCCCGAGGAGUUCUCCCUGGACACGUUCCGGCGCUUCCUGAGCAAGCUCUGCCUGCGCCCCGACAUCGACAAGAUCCUGCUGGAGAUCGGCGCCGCGGGGAAGCCGUACCUGAGCCUGGAGCAGCUCCGGGACUUCGUGAACUGCCGGCAGCGGGACCCGCGGCUCAACGAGGUCCUGUUCCCCCCGCUGAGCGCCGAGCAGGCGCGGGCGCUGGUGCAGCGCUACGAGCCCAACCUGCAGUUCCGGCAGCGCGGGCAGAUGUCCAUGGAGGGCUUCGGGCGGUUCCUGGGGGGGGAGGAGAACAGCAUCGUCCCCCCCGAGAGCCUGCGCCUGCACCAGGACAUGAGCCAGCCCCUGGCCAGCUACUUCAUCAGCUCCUCGCACAACACCUACCUCACCGCGGGGCAGUUGACCGGCGCCUCCUCGGUGGAGAUGUACCGGCAGGUGCUGCUGAGCGGCUGCCGCUGCGUGGAGCUGGACUGUUGGCAGGGGCGCCCCCCCGAGGAGGAGCCCGUCAUUACACACGGCUUCACCAUGACCACCGAGAUCCCCUUCAGGGAGGUGAUUGAGGCCAUCGCCGAAAGCGCCUUCAAGACGUCGCCGUACCCCGUGAUCCUGUCCUUCGAGAACCACGUGGACUCGGCCAAGCAGCAGGCGAAGAUGGCCGAGUAUUGCCGCAGCAUCUUCGGGGACGCGCUGCUCAUCGACCCCCUGGACAAGUACCCGCUGGAGCCGGGGGUGCCCCUGCCCAGCCCCCAGGACCUUCUGGGCCGGAUCUUGGUCAAGAACAAGAAGCGGCACCCGAGGGGGACCCCAAAACCGCCGCUGAACCCCAAAACCAGCGACAACGGCCCCCCCUCGGAGCCCCCCGAAGUUGGGGUCUCCCCUGUGCCCAAUGGGGAGGAGAAGGGCUCCAGACUGGGGGAACCCCGAAAGUCCAUUGACCGCGAUGCCGCCGACAGCGAGGAAGAGGAGGAGGAGGAGCCCCCGGAGAUGAAGAAGCCAACAACCGAUGAGGGCACGGCCAGCAGCGAGGUGACGGCCACCGAGGAGAUGUCCACGCUGGUCAACUACGUCCAACCCGUCAAGUUCAAGUCCUUCCAGGCCGCCCGCAAGCGCAACAAGGCCUUUGAGAUGUCGUCCUUUGUGGAGACCAAGGGGUUGGAGCAGCUCACCAAGAGCCCCCUCGAGUUCGUGGAGUACAACAAGCGCCAGCUGAGCCGGGUCUACCCCAAGGGCACCCGCGUGGACUCCUCCAACUUCCAGCCGCAGCUCUUCUGGAACGCGGGCUGCCACAUGGCUGCGCUCAACUUCCAGACCCUCGACGUGCCCAUGCAGCUGAACCUGGGGCUCUUUGAGUACAACGCCCGCUGCGGGCUCCUGCUCAAGCCCGAGUUCAUGCGGCGCCCGGACAAAGCCUUCGACCCCUUCGCCGAGGACCUGGUGGACGGGAUCGUGGCCAACACCCUGCGGGUGCAGGUGAUCUCGGGUCAGUUCCUGUCGGAGCGCCGCGGGGGGGUCUAUGUGGAGGUCGAUGUGUUCGGGCUGCCCGUGGACACGCGGCGCCGGUUCCGCACGCGGCCUUGCCAGGGGCACCCGUUCAACCCGGUGUGGGACGAGGAGCCCUUCCUGUUCCCCAAGGUGGUACUGCCCUCCCUGGCCUCCCUGCGUGUGGCUGCCUAUGAGGAGGGGGGGCGGUUCCUGGGGCACCGAGUGCUGCCCGUGGCUGCGCUGCGCUCCGGGUACCACUACGUGUGCCUGCGCAAUGAGAGCAACCAGCCCCUCUGCCUGCCCGCCCUGCUGCUGUACACCCAGGCCUGCGACUACGUCCCACAGGGACACCAAGAUUACGCCGAGGCCUUGAGCAACCCCAUCAAACACGUCAGCCUCAUGGACCAACGUGCCCGGCAGCUGGCGGCCCUCAUGGGGGACAGUGAGGAGAACCCCGAGAAGCCGCGUGAGACCCCGGGGGGGGCACGAGGGGACGCAGCCACCGACCCCCCCCCUGAACCCCGGCCCCCUCCCCAGCCCGGGCCCCCCGCCCCCGGCCCCCCCCCUGUGUCCAGCCCAGGUCAAAGGGACGACCUCAUCGCCAGCGUCCUCACAGAGGUGUUGCCACCGUCGCUGCAGGAGCUGCAGCAGCACAAGGGCUACGUGAAGCUGCUCAAGCAGCAGAGCCGGGAGCUGAAGGAGCUGCACAAGAAGCACCUCAAGAGGCUCCUGGCCCUGCACAAACGCAUGGGGGGAAGCAGCAGCAAGGAGGCAGCGGGGGAGCUGCUGGAGCUGCGACAGGAGCAGCACAGGGCAGAGCAUGGGUGCAGGAGGGAGCAGCUGCGGCAGGCCCAGCAGCGGCUGCGGGAGGUGGCUCUGGAGGCUCAGGCUGCGCAGCUCAAGCGCCUGCGGCAAACCAGUGAGAGGUGGGUGCUGGGGGG